AUUCCAUACCUUGUAAAAGAGUUGUAGUAAAUUGUAAAUCUAUCCGUGAAGCUAUUUCACUUAUUAGCAAAUUAGCGAUUAUUACGCGAUUACUUAGUUUCGAAUUUCCUGUUCUUAUUGGACGUUUUACUUAAUUAAUUUACGUCGGAGAUGUCAACAUUGUGAAAAUUUUCACUGAUGAAGAUUAAAUAUGGAAAACGUUGGAGUUAGUAGAAAUAGAAAUGGUACUACAAAAAUACGACUAACUGUUCUAUGCGCCCGUAACUUAGCCAGGAAGGAUUUAUUCAAGCUUCCAGAUCCGUUUGCUAAAAUUAGUGUAGAUGGUUCGGGACAGUGUCAUAGUACUGACACUUGCAAGGCUACUCUAGAUCCGAAAUGGAAUCAGCAUUAUGAUUUAUACAUUGGCAAAGGAGAUGGUAUUACUAUAAGCAUAUGGAAUCAUAAAAAAGUACAGAAAAAGCAAGGCGGAGGAUUCCUCGGUUGUGUACGAAUCUUGAGCAGCAGUAUUCAGAAAUUGAAAGAUACUGGCUAUCAAAGACUGGACCUAUGCAAGGCAAACGCUGAAGAUACGGAACCAGUCAAAGGUCAAAUUGUCGUAUCGUUAUUAUCGCGAGAAAUGGGCAACGGGAGUAGCUCGAAUGCUGGCCAUAUAGCAGUAGCCGAUCCUUUGGGUGAUAUAAGCUGUCCGGAUAUUUUACCCGAAGGAUGGGAAGAACGAAGAACAUCGGCUGGAAGGCUUUAUUACGUUAACCAUCAUACAAAAACCACCCAGUGGUUUAGACCUAACAGACCUGUACACGCGUUACCAUCUUCGAACUCUUCCAGAACAUCGAGCACGUCCACAAACGAGGCAAACGGCGGAACAGAUACGAACGGAGAAACCCCGGACGCCGAUUCUCGUCUAAAUUCAUCUCUGCCCGGCGCGUUCCAAACGCAAUCGACCAAUAACGACGAUAAUAACAACGUGAAUAACUGUUCGUUUACCGGAGCCGCACCCACUGGCUCUAAUAACCACGAUAAAAAACAAGGUGGUAGUUCUACAGCUGCUGGAACUGCUGUUACAUCUUCCACCAAUACUCCUACUUCGAGCAGGACAACUGAUGCUAGAUCUGUGGCCAGCCAGCAAUCGAGAAGACGUACAUCGGCCGGAAACGUGGCGUUGAAUCGUCGGCCUAAAGCGAACUCUUAUUAUAGUCCUAUUUCAUCGGCGAGCCAACUAGAAGGAUUACCAGAAGGAUACGAAUUGAGAACCACGCAACAAGGGCAAGUUUACUUUUAUCAUAUACCGACCGGACUGAGCACCUGGCAUGAUCCUAGAAUACCCCGCGACAUUAUCGCCCAUUUAAGCAGCAAAGAACUUGGACCGUUGCCCAGCGGUUGGGAAAUUAGACAAACGGGCACAGGCAGAUAUUACUACGUCGAUCACAACAACCGAACUACUCAAUUCACCGAUCCGAGAUUAACUCCUAAUAUUAUAUCGCUUUAUUAUAAACGUAAAAACAUGGCGCCUCCAGCCUUCUUGGCGAAUAUCAUGGAGUCGAGGAAUAUUAACGGUAACAUAUCGCACAAUACACCAGAAACCAGUACGUCGGCCAGUAGUUCCUCCAAUGCUACCAGUACUGCUGUAGCCGCCUCUUCGACCAGUUCGGCGGCGACGCCGAAUACCACAUCGUCUUCUACAUCGGGUCCUCAAAGUAUCGAAACCGAUAGCGAAUGUCUUCCUAAGUAUCGUCGAGAUCUGGUCGCUAAACAGAAAAUACUCAGAGCCGAACUGAACGUUUUACAACCGCAGAGUGGUCAUUGCAGAUUCGAAGUAUCCAGAUCGGAGAUUUUCGAAGAAUCUUACCGAAUUAUUAUGAAAAUGAGAGCCAAAGAUUUGCGUAAAAGAUUGAUGGUAAAGUUCCGCGGCGAAGAAGGCCUAGACUACGGUGGCAUCGCUCGAGAAUGGCUAUGUUUACUGUCGAGAGAAAUGUUGAACCCUCAAUAUGGCCUUUUUCAGUAUUCUAGAGAAGAUAAUUACACCUUGCAAAUUAGCUCUGAUAGUUCAAUUAAUCCGGAUCACUUAUCGUAUUUUCAUUUCGUCGGACGUAUUUUGGGCAUAGCGGUUUUUCACGGGCAUUAUAUAGAUGGUGGAUUCACGACACCGUUUUAUAAAAUGCUUCUGAAUAAACCAAUUACGUUGGACGAUAUCGAAGGCGUUGACCCGGAGUUGCAUAGAAGUUUAACGUGGCUGUUAGAGAAUAAAAUCGAACCAGAUGUCUUAGAUGCUUCGUUUGCAGUCGAAGUGAAUAGUUUCGGUGUAUUGAAGGCGCACGAAUUGAAAGCGAAUGGUCAGAAUAUCCAAGUAACCGAAGAAAAUAAAAAAGAAUACGUAAAGUUAUACGUCAAUUACAGAUUUAUGCGAGGAAUCGAACAGCAAUUUUUAGCCUUGUAUCGAGGUUUCACCGAAAUCGUACCAGCUCAAUUGUUAAAACCGUUUGACGAACGUGAACUCGAACUUAUUAUCGGUGGUUUGGUAUCGAUCGAUAUUAAAGAUUGGAAGGAGAACACUCGUCUUAAGCAUUGUACUUCUGAAACUCCGGUCGUCAAAUGGUUCUGGCAGAUUGUCGAGUCGUACAGCGAAGAAAUGCGAGCUAGGCUACUGCAAUUCGUCACCGGUAGCUCGAGGGUUCCGUUGCAAGGCUUUAAAGCUUUACAAGGAUCUACUGGAGCUGCCGGACCUCGUCUAUUCACCAUACACGUGACCGACGUACCCCAAGAUAAUUUACCAAAAGCUCAUACCUGUUUUAACCGUAUCGAUAUACCAGCCUACAAUAGUUACCAACGAAUGUACGAAAAGCUCAGCCAAGCGGUCGAAGAAACCUGCGGUUUCGCCGUCGAAUAACACCCAAUGAUCGUCUAUUCGUCGCUCGUUCUUCCCGUUCACGUAUUAUCAGCAUCGCAGGCAUUUAUCGUGCUACUUUACCGCUAUUUUUUUGUAUUAUUAAUAUUUGAUUCGUUACGUAUACUACUAUUAAAUAUCUAAGUAUGAUCGCCGUGCAUGUAUAGCGUAGCGUCGGAAAAAACAGGGUAUUUUAGGAGUUGCUAAUUGGCUGCUGGUGCAUUGCGCACUUUUUAAGGUCGUCGUUGUAGUCUUCCGUUACAAUAUUUUUUCUUGGACCCUUCCUUUUAUUAUGAUAAGAGUCGAGAUACGAAAAUCGAUGCUGAUUUAGGGUAAUAAAUACAACGUCGUUUCGUUGAAACUUGGCCAGAAGAUGAAGAAGAAGUAAAUAUAAAAGUAUUAUUUGUGUUCUAAUUUUACUGCGAGCGAUGAAGAAAUUACAGAGUAAAAUAAUCUCGUUAUUUGAAUCGCAUUAAUAUACCAUAAUUUUUUUUUAUUAAGACGAAUUAUAUGUGAUGACCUUUUUUUUUUGUUUUUGUUUUGUUGAAAUCUUCCACGUGAAAAAAAAUAAAAAAAUGUUGUUAUACGCGUUUAUCUUAUAAGGCCUUUUAUUUUUACGUAGUAAAAUAUUAUAUUAUUAUGUUUUCUUCGAUGUACUAUUUUUAUAACGAGUAUAAUGUGAAUGUAUGUAGAUGUACGUGUGUAUCGAUGAUGUUACUUAAUUUUUUAAAAGUAGUUACUUCAUGUGGAAAAAUUCGAACAAUUUUCUAAUGUUCUGUUCUGUUUCUCUUUUUAUUAUGUGUAAAAAGUUGUACGAAUUUUUUUUUCUCUUUUUUUUUGUAAUAAGGUACUAUUUUAUAUCGUGUAAUUUUUUCUUUUUCUUUUUUUUUUGUACGAGAUAUUUUACAGUUGAAACAGUGUACUGUGAUGUUUUAUUUAUUGGAACGUAUGUAUGUGUGUUUUGUAACGUAACGUGUACUGUACGCGAACGAGAUUUAUUUUCACAUAUCAAAAUUCUGUAUUAUCAUGUUCCUCUCUCUACUAUACUAUAUAGCUCAUACUUACCCGAAGAUUUUAUUGUGAUCGAAUGUCCUCCUGUAGACAAGAGAAAUUCUCAAACAGCAUGCUACAUUCCAAUGGCGUCAAGACUUCGAGGUUUGCUUUAUUAUUGAACAAUAUUGUAUUAUAAACGAUGAGCGAUUUAUUACGAAUACAAAUGUUUGUUUUGUGCAAUACAUUUUUUUUCACA
Molecule: messenger RNA, 4130 nt
Organism: Planococcus citri (citrus mealybug)
Lineage: Eukaryota; Metazoa; Arthropoda; Insecta; Hemiptera; Pseudococcidae
Gene: Smurf
Product: SMAD specific E3 ubiquitin protein ligase
Exons: 15
Coding region: 191-2884 (897 amino acids)
Biological process (GO): proteasome-mediated ubiquitin-dependent protein catabolic process; negative regulation of BMP signaling pathway; protein polyubiquitination
Cellular component (GO): cytoplasm
Molecular function (GO): ubiquitin protein ligase activity; protein binding
Source: RefSeq, a predicted model, not a curated record